AUGUGCCCCGAAAACCUCGAGGACGGGGGAGGGACACUCGGCACACGAGACUACCAGUCGGACGGUGAGACAAGACUACUCAGUGGUGGCAAUGUCGCCUCUACCCACGCACACAACCGCCUGCAACGCUCGAAGCGCAGACGCUCCUCGCUGUCACCACUCGACCGAAUGACCACCAAGAACCAACACGCCCCGCGCUCGUCACUCGUGUCGUUUGGGUCGGGCUUCUGGUUGGGCCGUUGGAUGUUUAUUUUUCACCAAGUGACCAUCACAGUCCCGGAGAAUUUCACCCAGUGCACCACCCACGGCAGCUUUGUCCAGCACUGGCAGGAGACCCUCUACAACAUUUUCAACUUUGUGUGCCUCUUCCUCCUGCCUCUGGUCAUCAUGAUCUUCUGUUACACACGAAUCCUCAUCGAGAUAUCCAGCCGCAUGGCCCAAAAUAACUUGCUGUCUAGAGAUAUUCAUCUCCGCCGCUCCCACAACAACAUCCCCAAGGCUCGGAUGAGGACUCUUAAGAUGAGCAUCGUCAUCGUGACUUCAUUCAUCGUCUGCUGGACCCCGUACUACAUGUUAGGCCUGUGGUAUUGGUUAUUUCCUGAUAAAAUGGAGGAAAUGGUUUCACAUUCAAUGACUCAUAUGCUGUUUAUCUUUGGUCUCUUCAACGCCUGUCUGGAUCCAAUCACAUAUGGUCUCUUCACCAUUCAUCUUCACAAGGGUCUUAAAAGAUGUUGUCCAACUUUCACCAAACGGACUGAAUUGGAAAACAACACGUGCCUUGUACAAAUGAAUCGCCUGUCGUCUCACCGGCAGAUGGUCUCUAGUAGUCACAAUACAGACACUGAAGGAAACCACAGCAUGAAAAGGCCAAUCGUCCCAGUGAGCAAGAUCUAAUGGCUUGAUGAAUUGCAAUGAAAGGAAUGAAAGGAAUAUUCCAGCACUGAGUUUAGUCUUUCUCCAGAUACAGCCAGUUUUAUGAUGUUGCUUAGAAAAUAUGUAGCUCCUUUCGCAGACAAAUAUGUUUGUUUCCGCUGCAAUGAAGUAAUCGAUAGAGUAUUAUUGCUUUGCCUUGGUUUUCUCCUGCAUCACUGAUCAGAUUUGACAAAAAGCUGCAGAGUGGUGCAUGAUGCCUUUUCCCCCUGUGAUUGGCUGAGGGUCUCCCUGUACAUCACACAGAAUAUCUUACACACUGCUGAUCCGAUAUUCCUAUGAAGCUUAAGGGCUUGUGGGGAAAAAAAUCAGGCCCAAAUGGUGACAAAUCUGCUUGAAGUUCCUAUAAAUUGAUUUAAAAUGUCUUUCACAGAUAUUUUCUAGUAUCUUUCGGAUAAAAGUCCUUAAAAGGACUUUGAUACACAGUUUGAAAGGCUGUCACACUCGUGGACACACACACAUUUGGGCUUUACUAAGUGGAUCUCAAAAUAUCCUGUAAGAAACAGCAGAAACAAAUAUGUGUGCAUUUGAUUUAAGAUUAUCAAAAAUAUAAUAUGCUGUCUGUUGUGUGGCUUCUCUUUUAUGUUUACAUGUUAUGUGUCAAAUGUGUAUAUUGUUGUUUUAUUGGGAGUGUUUGCCCUACAGUAAACUGCUGCUGUUCAUUGCUUAUUGGAAACUGCUCUUGAAUGUAAUUUGUAAUGUUGUGUUUGUAAUGCUGUGAUUUUCUUUCGUUACAAACCUUAUGACAUGAACAUUAUCGACCACAAAGGCCUUUUAAAUAAAUGUUUUGCCAUACAAUUCCAUGUAUUGAAUGUCCCUGCGCUGCAUGUUGUUGAAGUGCUAUUGACUGUGUAAAUUGUCUAAGAUCAAUUCUGUAUUUGCUGUGUUGCACAAAUCACACUGGAGUCAAAACGUUAUGAAAUACACGGAAAUGACCCAUAAUGCCAUUUGUUAUACUUUACAUUUCUAUUUGUGUUAGUAGUGUAUUAUGUUGUGGAUUGUAUUGCUUUGUGAGACCAAAAAAACUGCUUAAUUGAAAACAUUGAUAUUGUAAGGUUAGCAGUAAACAAUAGUUUUUCUAAUAUGUAGGUGCAAAAAAGAGAGAUCAAUAGGCUAGCAUUUGUUUGUUUGCAUGAUAUCGUUUAUUUCUUGCAAUGUAUGGAAGAUGUUGUGAUGUAUACUUGCAAUUUGUGGAAUACAAAAAAACUGCCUCUAUUCCAUGCAUUGGGCGAAGCACAAACAAUGAGCUGCCUUUUACUGAGAACGGCUGCAUUUAUCAUUACCUGGAAUAUCUAUAUCAGAGGAGAAUAUUUGCAAUGGCUAAAAGCAAUUGGCAUUUCUUGGUAUCUCAAUACACAA
Molecule: messenger RNA, 2289 nt
Organism: Notothenia coriiceps (black rockcod)
Lineage: Eukaryota; Metazoa; Chordata; Actinopteri; Perciformes; Nototheniidae
Product: gonadotropin-releasing hormone II receptor-like
Exons: 4
Coding region: 1-894 (297 amino acids)
Biological process (GO): cellular response to hormone stimulus; G protein-coupled receptor signaling pathway
Cellular component (GO): plasma membrane
Molecular function (GO): G protein-coupled receptor activity; peptide binding
Source: RefSeq, a predicted model, not a curated record